AUGUAUUAUAGUAACAGCUAAAGUUCACUUAUAAAAUAGAGUCAUUUCGGAGAGGUAGUAACAAAAACACCUCUUAACAAAUAAAAUAGAGACUAGGAUCAAUCCACUAUUUCUAAAUAUCAAUCUCCUACACUCAGGUAGGCUAUGUCACCCAAAGCAGCGAGAGAAUAUCUGAAUAACCUAAGAACCUUCAUCUGUCAUUAUGAAGCAAAACCAACUGUCGAGAGAAUACCUACAUAAUCACUCCAUGAGAUCAUUUAAUAACAGCCAUAUUUGUAUUUCCCAGUAGCAAAUAGAUUGAAUGAUCACUUUAAACUGAUGACUCCACAUAAAAUUGAAGUGAGGAAAAUGAAUGAAGAUGGUACAAUUCAUUCAUUGAGAUAUUACUACUUAAAAUAGGCAGCUUUGGGCAAUUCAAAUGACAUUCCCCAAUCAUAACAAAUAAUGAUCGUAGGAUAAAAACAGAGUGGCAAGAAGCAGUUAUUCUAAGAACUAAUCAAACGGAUAAUGCCAAAACAAUUCAAACUAUAAUUGUAAACAGAAUCAGGAGAGAAGACCAUCAAUCUGCAAUUGAGUGAUGAUAUAAAAUAAACUAUUAAAAGUAUACUAGCAGGACUUAAGCAUUAUUAAUUAAUUGCUUAAGGGGGACAACACAUGAUAGCUUGCAGAGGCUUGGAGGGAUUCAAGAGAGAAACGAAAGACAAGGGAAUACUAAUUAUGUGUGUGAAACCAGGAAAAUAGGAAAAAUCUGAUUGCAUCAAGACUAUCAAAAUGUUAGAGGAAAUUUACAAAAAUUGA
Messenger RNA from Paramecium tetraurelia, 798 nucleotides. RefSeq lists its product as uncharacterized. Lineage: Eukaryota; Ciliophora; Oligohymenophorea; Peniculida; Parameciidae. The transcript has a single exon. The record is from RefSeq and is a predicted model, not a curated record.